Molecule: messenger RNA, 630 nt
Organism: Protopolystoma xenopodis
Lineage: Eukaryota; Metazoa; Platyhelminthes; Monogenea; Polystomatidea; Polystomatidae
Source: the annotation of a GenBank genome assembly
AUGGCAGACGGCAACGGUGAAGCGACAACGGCGCCGUCAAGUCCGGCAGGAAAGCAGGUGGCAACAUCAACUAAGCUGUAUCAUCUGUCCGCGGUAGAGGGUCGUCACGACGAGAUGCAGGAUGGCGACCAAACUCCGACCCUUCGCAGACACAGACCCUCUUCGUUGGACAGCCCGUUUUCCUAUAAAGCUUUCAGUCUGCCGGCCUCGGCUCAUGCGUGGACAAAGGCAGAAGCGUGUUAUUUUAUCCCUCACGUGCGCCCAAAUUUGGGGCCGUUAAUCGGUCUUGUUUUGAUGCGAAACACUCUGUCGGUUCAUGUGGGCCGCCCGGCUUGUUUACUUGUCCCACUGCGGCAUGUGCACACGCUUCAAGUGCAGCCCGACUGUACAGUCAGCCUCACCGGCCUCUCGUCCGCCGAGAGCGAGUACACCCACGAGACCCACACCCAGACCCACACCCAGACCCAGGCUCAGGCUCAGGCUCGGGUUCUACUACUUUGUCUGUCUGUCAAUUGUCUGAAGCCCCGCCAACUUGUUGGCUUGAUUGAUUGCACCGAAAACCGCCUGGCGACCGACCUGUGCCGGUUCGAGACGGCCUUUUCGCCCGACACCGGCUUCAUGCCCAGUUAG